Cyprinus carpio (common carp) is the source of this 1607-nucleotide messenger RNA. RefSeq lists its product as uncharacterized. NCBI's taxonomy places the organism in Eukaryota, Metazoa, Chordata, Actinopteri, Cypriniformes, Cyprinidae. The record is from RefSeq and is a predicted model, not a curated record. The transcript is spliced from 4 exons. Bases 303 to 1217 code for a protein of 304 amino acids.
AGGAAACAGGAAAAGGAGGGAGGAGCGAAUAACACGCUGAAAGAAGUUCUUGUUUUAACUUCAGUCUGGAAGAUUUACGCCAUGUUUAUUUCGUUUUAGGAAAACUGUUUAAAACUAAGUUGUAUGGAUUAGUUAUCAUCGCUGUAAACCACAGUUUCAACAUUUCAGCGCGUAAAGGUCGAGUUCAUCGCAUUGUUCACGAGGAGGCAAAACACAUAAGAACUUCGAUCAAGACUGCAACAAGGGUUUGAACGAUCUGACAGCACGUCUCUGACUGGUCAUCAUAUCGAGAGGCAGUAACAAUGCAUCACCAUCAGAGUGACUCUGACUCCAGUGAUGACAGCAUGAAACAUCCUGCUUUUAUGACAUCCACAAUGGAAUCACAGAGACACCGGCGCAGUAUGGACAAACCGACUGAAGAGCUAUCUGACAUUACUCAUCUCCAAGAAGAAUUUUACAGACUCCAUGAGGAAAUUUCUCCUGAAUGCAAAAAGCAUAUAAAGAAAAUGACUGAUGUCGUCAAUGAGUUUGAAAAAGAUUACAGACAUGCUUCUUGCCUCAUUGAUGCUGGAAUCGCUGGCUUGGUUUUAGGAUUAGCUUUAGCUGCAUUUACUGGAGGGGCUUCUCUCAUCGCCGGUGGAUUAGGGUUAGUUGUUGGGAUAGCUGCUGGUGGUGCUGCUGCAGGUGGUGGAAUUGCUUGUGGUAUUGGAGAAUUCAGUAAAAAUCAGCAGGAAAAGAUGACAAGACUAACCAUAGAAAAAGAACUUGAGGAAUUUCAGUAUAAAAUCAGCCCUAUUAUUAAAAUGGUAGUGAAGAUUUAUGAUCGUACUCAGGAAAUACUGAGAGACCCUACGCUAUCAGAGCACAAAGCCAAUGUACUACGUGAACGUUUCUCCUCCUGCUUUGAAAAAACACAGUUCUUCCAGAGAGAUAGCAGUAGAGCAGCGGGUGCACGGAAACAAUUGACUGGAGAUCUUUCAGAAACUUUUGCUGAGAUGAGUUCUGUGCUUACAAAUCUGGAAGAGAUCACCGAAGACAAAGAGGAGCAAGAUGACAAUGACAACCCUGAAGAAACACCCGCACAAAAACAAAUAGAGGACAAAGAGUUCAAGAAAAAAGCAGAGAAAUUCAUUGAUGAAAUGAAGAAAGGUAUUAAUCAGUUACAGAAUGUCAUGAAUGAAAUUGAUCAAACAAAACAAAGACUAUUAAAAAAAUGAAUCAAAUCUGAUGAAAUAAAACUAUGUGAACAGUUGAGACACAACUUGUUAUUUGAUCACAUGCCAGAAAACAACAGUUCAACUAACAACAUCUCAAUGUAUUGAAUGAUAUAAACAUCCAAUUAUCCUACAGUGAUUAAUGUAAUAAAAAUGUACCUGUUAAUUAUAUCAGGUCUAUCAGGUAUGUCAGAAUUAUACAGGAAAUAGCUAUACUGGAUGUGCAGAAACUUACACUGAUUACAUUGAUUUUGCUCUGCAUUAUUUUUUAUGUAUAUACUUUAUUUUUAUUAUUAUUAUUUUUUAACUUUCAUUACGCUGAGAUGUAUUAAAAUGUACAUACAAAAAUAAAGUAAUUACAAACAGAAUAAAGUAAUUCUCUUUAAAUCUUAA